ACCUGCCUUUGGGGCUGCCACACACACAGAGCCCCCGGGGGGUCCCGCAGUGGCUGUGCCCACCUCUGGGUGCUGCCAGAGGGAAUUGGGCUGCACAAGAACCGUGUCCCCACUUGUUGUGUCCUGAGGGUGUUCCUGCAGGAGUGUCAGGUGUUGUAGGGGCCUUGAAAGGGUAACUGGAGGCACCCUCAGGGACAUCACUGGUGUGGUGGGUCCGUGGAUGCUGACCCCAGCCCAGGGCUGUGCUGGGUGCUGAGUGCAGAGCCCAGCUGGGACCAGGGUAGGGUGGUGGUCCCCAGGCCACAGUGCACACAGUCUUCCCAGUUUCAGGGUGGCACUGUCCUCUUGCCUGGGUGCUACGCCAGCCGCAGCUGCAGUCAGCCAGGGCUGCCACAGUGGGAUUGGCACAGGCUCUGCCUCCUCUCUGCUGCUGGGGUCUGCCAGAGCUACCUUGGUGACUUGCCAGGCUUCCCUGCAAGUGGUUACCCACCAGUGCUCCUUGGGAACCCUCUUUCCUGUGCAGGGCUUUGGACGAGCUGACCACGCUGUGACCACAGAGAAGCUGAAGGCCGAGUAUCCCGACUACGAGAUCACCUGGGCAGAUGAAGGGUACUGACUCCUUUGUCUGUGAUGCCAGCCCAGAGCUGACACAGCUGGACACAGCACCGGGGCGGUGGCAGCAGGCUCCCCACGCUUGAUGGUGCUCCAGGCUCUCCUGAUUUUCUUCUACAUUGAACUCGCCCAUUCUCCACCAUCACUGGACUGUCCCCAUGCUGGGUGCUCCCACCUUCCUGGAAUGGCAAAGCUGGUGAAGCCAGUGGUUGCUCUGUCCCAGCCUCCAGGUGCCAGGGGCUCAACCCACAUGUAUCUGUGAGAAUUAAAGUCGUUGGGGGAGCACAGCUGCUCUGGUGGCCAUGCUCAUGGCUCGGCUGCUCCUUCCCAGUUCUGGGACUGCCUGUUGAAAGUGGAAGGGACCCCCCAGGUUUUCUGCCCCUUGAGGGGGGCCUGGCAUGGGAGCAGGUACAGUCUGGGGUGGGAACAGCAAGAGGUGUAUCAGGAUUUGCCUUGGAAAGGGCUGAGAAGAGGGAGAGGAAAGCAGUGCCCACACCUGGGGGAGGGAAAGGCAGGGUAGACCUGGGGGAAGACCAGCCCCAUCUCCUGUGGGGAGGGAACUGAGCUGCCUGGCAACAUGGUUGGGAAGCACAUGCCCAUUCCACACCUGGAGGAAGAGCAUCCUCCCUGCCUUCAUCCCUCGGGACCAGCUCUUGUCCCUCAGAAUUUCCCAGGAAUUCUCCCUUGCUUGUGUUUCCAGUAAGAAGUGAUGGGGGGGACUGGGAAAAGCUGCUGGAGGCUUCAGUGGCUGGAGAGCUCCAGGGAGAUGUGGAGGCUGGGUUGGUUCAAUCGCUGUCCCAUGUGGGGCUGGGGCUGGAGGAACUUCCCAUCUCAGUUCCAGCCCCAUUUCAUUGUCUGACUCUGACCCUGUGUGCUCCAAGCUGCUGCCUGGCCAUGAUCCUGCUCUACUGCCUCGUCCUUAUGCCUUCAGGGAUGUGGGCUGCUUCCUGUGCACCCAGAGCCAUGCAGGAUCAGCUCAGCCUGUGCCUGUGUCCCUGUGCCCUCCUGCCAGGGCUUACCUGGGUGACAUCCCCUUAUACCUUCUCCAAGCUGGGCACGUCCAGCUGAGCCUCUCCUUGUUGGAAGUCCAGUCCCAUCAUCAUCAUCAGAGAAUCUCCUGUGGAGAUACUCAAAACAUAUCUGAACACAUCCUCAAGGAUGUGUAGUAGUACUCUUGUGGAGUAGAGGGGUAGGAUGGGGUGACCUCCCCUUGUGCCUUCCAUUCUGUACUGUCCUGCAAUCAUCAUCACUGCCCCUGGCUCGAUCUGCUCCAGUAUGCCCACGUCUCAUACUGGGGCCACCAGCAUCUCCAGUGCAAAGGGGAGGGGUCAGAUCUGUGAGAGAGGCUCUGCCCAUGGCACCCAGGAGGCCGUGGCACUGGCCUGUGGCCAGCUUGGUGCUGCCAGGUUCUCGGGCAGGGUUCCUGCUCUUCAGCAUGCCUGGGCUGGGGGAUGUGGGGCUGCUGGUCCCCACUGGGCCUGGCUGGUGCUGGGAGAAGGAGCUCAGCCUGUGUUAAAACUGCCCCUGAUGCAAUCCUGCUGCAAUCUGCCUUCCAGAGCUGUCAGCUCAGUGGGAGGAUCUGCUCAGUGGGGCCCCUCUCAGGGCACAGAGGCUGUGGCAGCAGAGGUGAGAGGGGUCCUGUGGUGUAGCAGUCCCUGCUUCCCUUGCCCAGCUGAGGAAACCGGUGGGGUUAGUGGUUGCCAUCGCCAAGCAACACUGAUAGUGAUCUGUGGGGCUCUAGCUGACAAGCUGUACUUUCAGUCUCAUCAGCCCUUUCUGGGGUGCUGCUGGGAAUGUUCUGCCCAGGAAUGACCUGGUUGUGGCCCUGGAGCUGUGUCCCUUCGCCCAUUGGAAGUCCUGAUCUGGGUGCUGAGAUGCUCCUGCCAGCUGGAGCAGAGCAGGCAGGGUGAGGACUGGUUCCUCCCGAUGGCAUCUUAGGAUCCCCAGGCUCCAGGGAGACCUUAGAGCCCCUUCCAGUGCCUAAAGGGGCUCCGGGAGAGCUAGAGAGGGAUGUUGGACAAGAGCUUAGGGCAAGACAAAAGGGAAUAGCUUCCCACUGCCAGGGGGCAGGGUAAGAUGGAAUGCUGGAGAUAUUUGUGACUCCCAGCUCAGCUGUUCUCUCUGGCCAGAGUGCAGCCCACUGCCAAACCUGCACCCAAAGUCUCCCCCACUCUCUUCAUGCACAGGGACUGGCAGAGCCCUGAAGUCCCUGCCAGAGGUGCCAGCUCUCCCCACAGGGCUGGCAGCAUCCCUGGCUCAGCAGAAAGUGUCCUCAUCCCUCACCAAGCCGGCACGUUCCAGUGGGCUGUGCCCCGUCCCAGUCAGAGUUGCAGCCAGCGUCUUCUUCUGGGUGGAAAGCGAGCUGAAGAAGAGCUGUUCAGCGGGGAAAAGUCAAAGGUCUCCCUGGGGCACCUGGCUCCAGCCCCUGUUGUGGUGCCGGUGGUGCUGCUGACAGGGUUGCACUGCGCUGUCCCAGCCUCGCCAUAAACCCGCUGCCCGGCCAGGAAAGCGAUAACAGCGGGGCUGAAGUCCAAGGCAGGCAGGUCCUGGGGAGCACAUUCCAGCCCGGGGCUGACGGUGUGGCCUCUCGCAGCUCCGUUUUACCGUCGCGGUGGCCGGGAUGGCUGCAGGCAGGCAGGCGAUGCUGGCCCUCCUGGUGCUGCUGGCCAGAGCCGUCCUCCCCAGUGGGUCCGUUGUCCUCAACAGCUGCAACAGCGUGGCUGAGCAGCUCUGCAACUUUGUCUGUGACUGCAGUGACUGCUCGGAUGAGAACCAGUGUGGGUACUUACGGGGCUCAGCAGUGCUGGGCACCCCCUUCACCUGUGACUUUGAGGACAGUGACUGUGGCUGGCAGGACGUGAGCACCUCGACGUAUGGAUGGGUGCGAGGCCGGGCCAGCCUGGCCAUGUGGGGUGUGGGGCCUCAUUCAGACCACACCAUGGGCACUGACCUGGGUUGGUUCUUGAUGACCAUGUCCCCCCCAACAAAGACCACGGCCACAGCCUGGCUCAGGUCACCAGAGAUGCGGGAAGCAGCUGCCACAUGUGAGAUCAGAGCCUGGUAUCACCUCUCAGGGAGCUGUGAGCACACCCAAGGGCAGAACCAGACAGAGCAGCCGGUGCUGCGCCUGGCUGUGGCACACAAGGACGAGGUGGUGGGGCUGUGGCAGAGCCCCAGGCACUGCAGUGAGGGCUGGCACCAGCUGGUUGCCUACCCCGGCCGGAUCACGGAGCGGUUCCAGCUCAUCUUCUCCCUGACACAACCACCCACCUGCGGGGCACAGGUGGCACUCGAUGACAUCAUGUUCAGGAACUGUGGCUUACCAGGGGUCGGGCAGCAGGUCUGCGGGGCCCAGGAGAGCCGCUGCCCCCGCGGCUCCUGCCUGCCACAGCGCCGGUUCUGCGACGGCACCGACGACUGCGGGGACGGCUCGGACGAGGCCGCGGCGCAGUGCAAGAACUUCACCCGCUGCUCCUUUGACCGCGAUCUCUGUGGCUGGGAGGCAGCAGCCGGGUCACCAGCGUGGGGCAGGAACACGAGCCUGGACCUGGGCACCUCCUACGGCAUUCCCACUCGGGACCACAGCAACAGCAGCAGGGAUGGUUUUUUCCUCCAUGUGGGCAGCGGCCUCACUGCACGGGGUGGUGGCACAGCUCAGCUCAGCAGCCCCACUUUCCAAGCCACCAACUCCUGUUCUCUUGUGCUGUACUGCCACCUCCAUGGCUCAGACACCAGCAACCUCAGCAUCUUCUACGUGACCAACUCUACCAAGCAUCUGAUGAGGGAAAGAACAGGAGACCUGGGCAGCUGCUGGGUCCGGGAGAGAGUGGAUUUUAACGUGACAGAUCCCUUCAAGGUGCUGAUUGAGGGGGUGGCUGGCCGUGGGGGAACCGUGGCCAUCGAUGACCUGAUCCUGUCUCAGGGCUGUGUGAAGGAGCAGGAGAAGCCUCUGGUCAUGCUGCCACGCCAGGCAGAUGCCAGCUCCUGCGCAGCAGAUGAGGUGGCCUGUGACAAUGGGGACUGCAUUGCCGCAGAGCUGGCCUGCGACUUCGCUGCCACGUGCGCUGAUGGCUCCGACGAGAAGCUCUGUGGGACAACAACUUUCGAGUCAGGGACUGGAGGCUGGCAUGACAUCAGCGUGGGGCGGCUGCGCUGGGGUCUGCAGAAGGUCCCUGAAUCUGACAUCUUCCUCACAGGGACUUUCCUGGCCCUCCAGACAGGAGAAGGACAGAUGGUGGGUCCUGCAAAGGCACGAUCGCCUCUGCUGGGCCCCUCUGGCCCUGCCUGCACCAUGGAGAUGAGCUACCACAUCUACAGUGAUCCCCAAGGCUUCCUCGCCAUCAGUGUCACAGAUCACACCACUGGCACCACCCAGCUGGCCUGGCAGGCACAAGGUCGUGGCAGCACAACUGGGGGUCAUGUCCGUGUCCCACUGGGAGAGAGAAGCCGGCCCUUCCAGGUCGAGCUGCUGGCACUAGUGGAUCUCCAGAGCUCAGCGAGUGUCGGUGUUGACAACGUGACAUUUGAGCAGUGCUACCCCGAUGUGGUGUCACCCACAGCUGCAGAGCUGUCCUGCAACUUUGAGAGGGGCAUGUGUGGCUGGUACCAGGAUCUGUCCAGUGACUUCAAAUGGGUCCACAGCAUGGAGCAGGGACAGGGCUCUGACCACACCACUGGCUCAGGCUACUUCUUGUCCGUGGACCCCUCUGUGCCAUGGAGCCACGGGCAGCGGGCCCAGCUCCUCACCUCCCUCCAGGAGCCAGCCACUGCCCCACGCUGUCUCUCCUUCUGGUAUCGCCUGGCUGGCCCACAAAUUGGUACCCUGAACCUUAAGCUGUGGCCAGAGGGAGGGGAGGAGGUGGUGCUGUGGACCCGCCGAGGAACCCAGGGCAGCAUCUGGCACCGGGCAUGGGCAACACUGCCUGCCACGGGCCAGCAGCGGUACCAGGUGGCUUUCGAGGUGCUGCAUGAUGGUUUCCUGGGGGACGUGGGGCUGGAUGACAUCGCACAGACAGCGGGGCCCUGUGGGGCCGAGCUCUCCUGCUCCUUCGAGGCCGAGGGCUGUGGGCUGGCAGCCAGUGGAGAGGGCACCUGGCAGCGACAGAGCAACAGCACUGGCACCACCGCUGGCCCUGUGGCUGACCACACCACCGGCACUGCCACAGGCCAUUACAUGGUGGUGAACAUGGGCAGGGUCUUCCUGCCUGCAGGGCACGUGGCUACCCUCACCUCCCAGCCCUACCAGCCCUCCACGUCUGCCCAGUGCCUGGCCUUCUGGUACCAGCUGAGCACUGGGACCCCAGGCUCCCUCGGGGUGUAUGUGCAGCAGAGCAGGGCGAGGAGGAAGGUUCUGAGCAUUAGCACCAUGGAAGGGGACAACUGGCACCGCAGCCACAUCACUGUCCAGCCCGAUGGCGACUGGCAGGUGGUGUUUGAGGCAGUGGGAGCUGGGGGUGACCACGGAUACAUUGCACUGGACGACCUGCAUGUGUCGGAUGGAGCCUGCCCUGAACUAGCAUCCUGUGACUUCGAGCAGGACACUUGUGGCUGGAGCAGCCCCUCCAACCCCCGCUUGCACAGCUUUGCCUGGGGCUGGAAGAAUGGGAUCACCCUGGCCAAGUACCCUGGCCCUGAGCAGGAUCACACCCUGGGCAAAAGGAAUGGUCACUACAUGCACUUUGACACCAGCGUGCUGGGUGCUGGGGGCACCAGUGCCCUGCUGGAGAGCCCACCUCUGCCCAUGGCCACCGAUUCCUGCCUGCGCUUCUGGUACCACAUGGACAUCCCAGAGCACCUUUGCAGUGGGGAGCUGCGGGUGACGCUGCAGGGCGCCGCGGGGCAGCGCACGGUGUGGAGCGUGGCAGGGCACCGCAGCCGGGGCUGGCAGGGCGCCGUGGUGCCCGUGCACAGCCCCAGUGAGUUCCAGAUCAGCUUUGAGAUCACCACGUGGAGGUGGCCGAUGGAGGGGACAGUGGCACUGGAUGACAUCGUGUACAGCGCCAGGGUGGGCUGCCAUUCCAGCCCAGAGAGUCCAGUGGAAGAGAAACUCCCCGGCAGUUUUGUGACAGAGGUGGUGCUCAGUCUGCUCCUAGCCCUCGUCAUCGUGGCACUUGUGGCUCUUGGGGGCUGGUACUGGCUGAAACAGCGAGAGCUGGCGAGCAAGACACCGACAGAGAGCAGCAGGCCCCAGGGCUUCGACAACAUCACCUUCCGAGAUGACAAGGUUAUUAUAUCUCCAAGGGAGGAGGAUGAGUCUUGAAAUUAGCAGCCAGCAGCAGGAAUUGCCUGCUCCCCCAGGCAGACCACCCCUCGACAGGAACCCACGCUCCAUCAGUCGCCUGCUCUCUGCCCCCGGCACCGGGGAGCUGGCGACCCAGGGAGCCUGCCCCACACAGGGACACACCCCUGGCAUCACUACCUCCAAGUGUUCGGGAAAAGCGUUUUUGUUGUUUGUAACAUGAACUUUCUGCUUCCAAGACACA
This is a messenger RNA of Cyanistes caeruleus (blue tit), 7094 nucleotides long. RefSeq names its product MAM domain containing 4 (gene MAMDC4). The record is from RefSeq and is a predicted model, not a curated record. Gene Ontology annotation, cellular component: membrane. Gene Ontology annotation, molecular function: protein binding. Lineage: Eukaryota; Metazoa; Chordata; Aves; Passeriformes; Paridae.